Sorghum bicolor (sorghum) is the source of this 4376-nucleotide messenger RNA. RefSeq lists its product as uncharacterized. The transcript is spliced from 4 exons. Gene Ontology annotation, cellular component: plasma membrane. The coding region runs from base 95 to 1393 and encodes 432 amino acids. Lineage: Eukaryota; Viridiplantae; Streptophyta; Magnoliopsida; Poales; Poaceae. The record is from RefSeq and is a predicted model, not a curated record. Gene Ontology annotation, biological process: phosphatidylinositol phosphate biosynthetic process; protein localization to plasma membrane.
CACCGUCUAUUUUCCACAGUCCAAACUCCAAACGCCACCUCAUUCCGCAGCCGAGGAGAGAUCUCAUCUCGGCUUCUCCGCCCCCGUCGCCGCCAUGCCUCCCUCCCCAUCCUCCGCCGGCGCGGGCGCCGCCUCGCCUUCCGGUUCCGCGUCCGCCUCAGCCUCCGAUCCGACCCCGUCUUGGUGGGAGUCCGUCUCGCAGGCGCGGUCCCGCAUCCUGGCGCUCUCCUCCAUCCUGCCCGCCGCGGUCUCCCACGACGUGGCGGCGCUGGCCGACGCCGACCGCCCGGCGCGCGCGCUCCUCCGCUCGCCCGCGGCCUACGCGGGGCUCUCCGACGCGCUCAGGGCGGGCGGCGGCGCCGACGACCCCGCCUGCCACUGGCUCUACGACACGCUCCUCUCCGCCGACCCGGACCUCCGCCUCGCCGCGCUCGCGUUCCUGCCCCUGCUGGCGGCGCUCUACCUCCGCCGCCUCCCACCCGAGCUCCCGUCCUCGCUCUCCGGCUUCGAGGCCGUCCUCCUCGCUGUGUACUCCUCCGAGGCCAAGAAUCGCCAGGGGAAGCCGAUCCUCGUCCAGGUGCCCGACCUCUCCGUCCCAUCCCUGUACCACACGCCGGCGUCCAGUCCCAGCUCCAAGUCCCCUCGCCGGUCGCAGCCCCCGCCGAUUCCCCCUCCACAGUCGACUCCCGUGGUGGGAGUGCUCUCGCCGCCUCUGGAGCCCCAGGCCGCGGUGAAAUCGACGAAGCGCGCCGGAAUUAUUGGAGUCGCAUUUGAGGCCUACUACUCCAAGAUUUCGCAGAUGCCUGCUGCGUCGAAGGUGGAUGCCUGCAAUGCUGCGGCUGCGUGGGCAGGGCAGUACUGCAAAUGCCGUUUUGAGCUUGAUGAGAACGAUCUGGAAGAAGAGGAGGGUGACUCUUUGGGGUCUGUCUCGCCAAUGUCCUCAGAGGCUGAGAAUGGGAAGGAACUGGAGGACGAAUUGGCCAGGAUGCGAAUCAAUGGAGACAGCAGUGGCCGGAAUUGCAGUGAAGAUGACAAGGAGGCGAGGGUGCCACUUCCCUGGGAGCUGCUCCAGCCAGUGAUGAGGGUUCUUGGGCACUGCUUGCUUGCGCCACUGAACCCAGCCGAGGUGCGUGAUGCCGCGGCAGAAGCAGUGAGGGUCGUCUAUGCCCGUGCAUGCCAUGACCUUGUGGCACAAGCAAUCUUAGCAGCCCGAAGCUUGAUUGAGCUUGACAAGAGUGCACGAAAGGCUGCCAAGGCAGCAGCUUCUGCGGCUUCGGGGCAAAUUGUUGCAGUUGGCACUGCCGGAAGCAAUGCAUCAAGCUCUAGGCCAAGUUCAAAGCCAAAUACACCAAGCAAGCAGCGGAAGCCUGACACACUGCUCGUGUCCAAAUGAAGUCAAAUGCGCUACCUCCAGUAAGAGUGUUUGCGUAUGGUAAAGAGUUUCUUCCUGAUGAGUGUUGUGUGUGUGCCACAUGAAUAUUGGUAAAAGUUCAGUAGACCUUGCAAUAUGUAAAAUGUUAUUAUUGCCGCAAGACAGAUGGCUAAGGUUGUUUCCAACUUGGUGUUGUAUGUUGAAUUGCUUAUGUUACUUUUUGCAUAUAGUUCAUGAAUCAACAUAUAAUUUGUGUUUUUGGUGGUUCGGCGAGGAGCAAGCCUUUAUAUAUUUGCCAUAGUUAUUAUUGGUUUUGCUGUAAUGUUUAUCUGAAUAUCUUGCAGCAGUGUGCGCUAGUAAUUCUGUAUGAAGGUGCUUUAUUGUACUUCAAAUUUGUCGGUUCCAUGUACAAACAACAGCUAAUAUAUGGAUUUAUACUCUUAUUUAUUCCAGCGAAAUUUCAUUGUUCAGUUUGAUAUGAGCACAAAGUUUUUACUGCACCAUUGGGAGGUGUGUUGCCAAUAGGCUCCGUUGGAGGAACAUCUGGCAACGAGGAUGAACGGUGCAGAUAAGGAGGACGCCAAAUCAUUUUUGAUUUGGGAAGUAUGUCAAUUGUUGUUCUUUAAAUGAAACCAAUGUGAGCAGGAGCAAUAUUGCACAUUUGGAACGGAUUAUGUGACUAUUUUAGCCAUGCAUGUUAUACUUGUUCUUUUUUCCCCAUUUACUUUAGUAGUUUAGUUAGACAUUGAUUUAAUCCUUCUAAGAAAAGUUAUUGAUAUUAUAAUGAAGAUUCCUCAAGUGAUUCCAAUCAGAGGCAAAGUAUCAAAAUGAACUAUUUUUCCUUAUAGUUUAGGGGAAAUCCUGAAGAAAGCUCAAUGCCUCAUUGACUAGAACGGUGCCGAGCAACCUCCGGAUAGUGCAGUGGCAGGUGUGCAGGAAGAAGCAGAACAAGCUGGAGUUCCUCAUGACGUGGUGGGAUCUGCAGCUCGGUGUCUCUGUCAACCAGUUCCUGUCCAUCUUUGCCUCGAAGAACUCUGACUUCAGAAACUGAGCAUUCGCGUUCUUGUUCAUCCAUGGUGCCAGCGAGGAGCUGAGCUCGCUGCAGGUGGUGGAAGCGCACACGAUCCCGCAGCACUUCUCUAAGAUGAAAACGAAAGAUAGGGGCCUAAUUCCACAAAGGAGAACAAUAAAACCCAGAUGCUGAUGGCUACAUUAGCGAUCCUUACUUGUCCAUAACUGUGGCUAGGGACUCGCUGAGGCAACGAGAAGAGGCCAAGAAGAAGCAGGCCGAGCUUACAGAAUUGGAGAAGGAGGCCAGUGGGCUGAAGCAGAAGAACAAAGAGGAGCGGGUGGCCAUCCAGGGCUUGGAGGCCCUCCUAAUCAAGAGGAGGUGCUGAGUUGAAAAGUGCCGUUGAUUGGAAGAGGCUCAGUCCGACUACAAGGCAGUGCUGGAGAAGAUGAUCAGAGAUGCCAUGCACCAGUCCGUUGUGUACAAGGAACAACUUAGGCUGAACCAAGCUGCAACCAGCACUCUCAUGACCAGAUUGGAGGCCCAAAGAGCAAUGUGUGACUCAUCUGAAACUGAGCUCCAUAAGAAGUACCAACGGAGAUGAUUUGGAGAGGCAGAUAAAGCCAGAAAGGAAGAGGUAUCAUGUUGAUGAUGGAUUGCUCGAGGAGAGGCACAGUGAGAGUGUGAAGUAUCUUUCAGCAAGAAGAUUGAGGAGUAUCCCUCUCAAGCAGGAACUGAGGGUUUUCCUGGAGGAAGAUCAGAGGAAUUCAGACGCAUACCAUUCCCUAGGGGAAGAAGAAAUUGGAGAAGGAACUUCAACUCGUUCUCCAGCAUUCGGCAAUGCCAGAAAUGAACCACUGAAGGUGAUAAACUCCCCGAGGAGAUCUCCUUCAUAGAACAGAACACUGUAAAUACUGAGAGGCAGAACACUGGUGUGGGAGAAGCUAGAAGAGUUGGCCAUCAAAGAACGACAACAUAGCAGGAGACGGGAAAGAAGAGAGACCAUGAGAUCUAGAGGUACUGGUACACCUAUAAGAUCAAGAGAUGACAAGGCUAAAACGACCCUGCAGAAGUGCUACGAGUCUAAAACUGAGAAAUAUCAUGCCAGUGAGACAGUUUCAGUACCGAGGACCUCAUCACUUCCAAGUCCACCCUAUAGAGCAAUGGGCAUGUAUGGAACUUCCAGGUAUGGUACAGAUCAGUCAAUGCUAGUUCAAAAGAGUGAAGCACAUCACCACUGAGGUUUUACCAGACCGGAAGAUGAUGAAAACAUGAACCAUGUUGUCAAAGAAAAUGUGGAUAAGUGGCUCCAUAUGCUCAUGGAUAACUAACAGGAAGAUCAUGCUGUAUACCAUUCUUCAGAUGAACAUGAUAAUGACGAGGAGAACGCUUCAGAUGAGCAGCAAAUGCAAAGCAGAAUUGACAAAGAGAGCUACAGGAAUGUUCUGAUGAGAUCGUUGAGGUCGAGGACGAGAUUGUUUCUGACCAGGGAGCUGAAAGAGGCAGGAAUAGCUUUGGAAUUAAAGAGAGAGAGAGGAAAAGAAGAUUUGGUUCCCUAGGUCUGGGUUUCCGGUCACUGCCAUCAUCACCCUCUAAGAUCCUGGGAAUGAAGAGGUGCGGGAUGCAUGGGCAGGAAGCCUAAGGUGGCUGGCGACGAUGACUGCAGAUAUGGCUAUGAGGAUUCAGUGUCCACAAGCAGCAGCAAGUUCCUCAGCAGAUGCAAGCAGGCAAUCAAGAAAGCAGUACAAAUAGGUCAUUGCACCAUACAUGUGAAAACCUACUACUUAUUCUUCUUUCAGUGUGUUCAAAAUCGAUGCCAUUUGUUAUAGUCUCGGUAACUGAAUAAGUGAGUCAGCAAAGCUUGCAGACUUCUGUCUGACGCUUUGCCUGUUAGUUGUGUGAUAUUUUUUAUGAUCACCCUGAUGUGAUCAGAUUAGUGUGUACAACAAUUUUUUAUUGGUUUCUUUGUUAGAAAAGAUGAAAACUAUUCCUGUU